AUGUCAAUGUUUCAAAAUGGUGCGAUUAAAGUAACCAGUCAUCAGAAAGAAAUUAGUGACAAUAUGAUAGAUAAUAAAGUCGAUACUAGUGAAAAUUUGAUAUUCGAAGAUGGAGAAUGGAUGUUGAAUGAAGAUAUGUCUUUUGAAUAUAAUGAAGAGAAUUUUGAAGAAGAUGUUAAAGAUUUUGAAAAAUACUUAGAAAAAAGUUUUAAAAAAAAUUUUGAAGAACAAUUCAACGAAAAAUAUCAUGAAGAUUAUAAAAAUUCUGAGACGUAUUCUGAGAAGAAUUUUGAAGAGUAUUACGAAAGCAAUUUUACAACCAACUUGGAAGAUGAUUAUUAA
Molecule: messenger RNA, 342 nt
Organism: Cetraspora pellucida
Lineage: Eukaryota; Fungi; Glomeromycota; Glomeromycetes; Diversisporales; Gigasporaceae
Source: the annotation of a GenBank genome assembly